AAAAGAAAAAUACCCACGCUAAAUUUCGUAUAUACGGAUUGUAUUUAUAUACAUACUAUACUAUAUACUACCCUCCAAAAAUCUUCAAAAACCAAAACAAUAGCGUAGGGUUUUAUUGAACAACGCGAAUACAAUACAAUAGGGGUGAGUGGGUGGGUUUAUGCAAGCAAAAAGAUGAAAUUAUUCUCGGUGAAAAAAGCAUGGAGAGUUAGAGUUGGAGCAUUGGAACUCGGAGGAGGACUAUCAAUUGAAACACCUGCCCUUCUCAUAUCAACUCGCAAAGGACUCCCUCAUUUCAUUCCUCCUGACCUUCUUCCUUCUCUACCUUCUCCUGAUUCUCAUCUUCUUCAAGUUUCUCCUAUCCACUUUUUGGAAGGGCUUUCUCCCGCGACUAUAGCAAAAAUUGGAGGGAUUCAUAAAUUGGUUGGUUUGAACGAAUAUGGCAUUGCUGCUGUUGCUAGGGAUUCUAUUCAUUCCCUUCCUGAAUGUAAGGGUGCCACCAAAUUUGGACCGACUUUUGAGACUCCAUGUGGGAGACUGUUGAUUAAACCCAAAGAUUAUGUUGAAAUGAUUUCUUGCUUGAGGCCAAAUAUAUGGGCUACUUUGGCUGAUGAAGUACCUGCUUGGGUGUCUGAUAAAAGGAACAAAACCUCGGUAGAUAGAACUUUGAGAUGGCUUGAUGAUUGCCUUGCAUUGAAUCCGGCUGUUGGAUCAGUCUUUGGUGCCAUAGUGGGAGGCCCAAGUUUGGAUGAAAGGAAGCGGUGUGCAGAGGAGGUAGCCAAGCGAAAUGUAGCAGGUUAUUGGAUUGGAGGAUUUGGUCUUGGAGAGGCCAUUGAUGAGCGACCUGCUCUUCUACAUGCUAUUGUGGAUGUCUUGCCAGAUGCAAAGCCACGCAUGAUCUGUGGUCUUGGACUCCCAGAGGAGAUCUUGCAGGGGAUUGCUGCUGGAAUUGAUCUUUUUGAUUCAACAUACAUCUACACCCUCACACUUGGAGGAUUUGCGCUAACAUUUUCAUUGGACAAGAAUGGGAAUCAAGAUAAUUUUCAGUCAAAUCAGAUGGGAGGUGACUGUACCAAAAUUAAUUUGCGAGCAACAGUUUAUAGGAAAGACAUGACUCCCAUUUUAGGAGACUGCACCUGCCAUACAUGUCAGAAUUAUACAAAAGCAUACAUCAAUCACUUAUACAAUGUUCAUGAAAUGCUGGCACAAACUCUGCUUGAAAUCCAUAAUACACACCACUAUCUCAUGUUCUUUCGCGUGAUAAGAGAAGCAGUCCAAGAGGGGAGGUUUGAGGAAUAUCGACAGACAUUCAUUGAAAGCAGGCGCGAGCAUUAUGAAAGAGUUGAUACAGUAUCAGUAAGCGAAAGUGCAGAGAUGGAUGUGGAUGACAAAUUAUCGCAGGUUGUUUUAAAGUGACAUUAUUGUGUUGGGGAGGGAAUAUAGUGAUUUUUGAGAACUUUGAAUUUGAAUUCACAGCGAAGAGUCAAAUUAGGUCAUACUGAGAUUUAGGGGUGAAAAUAGACUGGACUACUCACAAAGGUCUAUGACCUAGUCUACGACCUAGUCCACGACAGGUCUCCCGCCAUAGUUUUUUUAGAUUCGAGGUCAAAAUUUUGAAAGGGAGUUGCAAUAUGCACCCUCCUGUUUUUCUUAAUAUUCUCACCAUUAACUAAAAUUUAUUUAUUUUGUCAAUAUAUUUUUUGGGAAGUAUACAUUUGGACUGUAUCAAUAUGUCUCAAUUAAUUUCUGGAACAAACAUGUGUUUCAAAUGUUAAUAAUUUUUGAAGUGUUAUGAAAGUUUA
Trifolium pratense (red clover) is the source of this 1802-nucleotide messenger RNA. RefSeq names its product queuine tRNA-ribosyltransferase accessory subunit 2-like. The transcript is spliced from 10 exons. Gene Ontology annotation, molecular function: tRNA-guanosine(34) queuine transglycosylase activity. Bases 175 to 1416 code for a protein of 413 amino acids. The record is from RefSeq and is a predicted model, not a curated record. NCBI's taxonomy places the organism in Eukaryota, Viridiplantae, Streptophyta, Magnoliopsida, Fabales, Fabaceae.